AAAAAAAGUUGCAUUGAUUAGAAUGUAAAAAAUGGCAGUGGCGUAGAAGCUGUAAUCCUCUAAAAAAAUAAUUUGGUAUAGGUUUAGGUACCUAAUUAACUGUAUGUUGUAGGAUGGUAAUCGAUAAAAAAAAGAGUUACAAGCACGACAAGUCCAUGCAAAUGCGUUUUUCGAGGUCGAUUUAAAAUUACAUCUGCAUUUUCCACAACAAUCGCAACGACCGAAGGCGUCCGAUUCGGCCCGAACGCGGCGACGUCGCUGUGAAUCCCGACAGUGCGCGGCAAACUUCACUCAAAAUCGCGUCUUCAAAUUCAAAGUUUCCAAAUUUCCAAAUCCUUUCGUCAAGAAAAAAAUGGUGAAAGUACCGGCGAUCGGCAUCGACCUGGGCACCACGUACUCCUGCGUGGGCGUCUGGCAGGGCGGCAAAGUGGAGAUCAUCGCCAACGACCAGGGCAACCGGACGACGCCGAGCUACGUCGCCUUCACCGACACCGAGCGGCUGAUCGGCGACGCCGCCAAGAACCAGGUCGCCAUGAACCCCAGCAACACCGUCUUCGACGCCAAGCGGCUGAUCGGCCGGCGAUUCGACGACCCCAAGAUACAGCAGGACUUCAAGCACUGGCCCUUCAAAGUCGUCAACGACAACGGCAAGCCCAAGAUCCAAGUGCACUUCAAAGGCGACACCAAGAGGUUCGCUCCGGAGGAGAUCAGCUCGAUGGUGUUGACCAAGAUGAAGGAGGUGGCGGCGGCGUAUUUGGGUAAGGAAAUCAAAGACGCCGUCAUUACCGUUCCCGCUUAUUUCAACGACUCCCAGAGACAGGCCACCAAAGACGCCGGCACCAUUGCAGGUAUCAACGUGAUGCGAAUCAUCAACGAGCCGACGGCGGCGGCGCUCGCCUACGGCCUCGACAAGAACCUGAAGGGCGAGCGCAACGUGCUGAUAUUCGAUUUGGGCGGCGGCACCUUCGACGUGUCGGUGCUGACCAUCGACGAGGGGUCGCUGUUCGAGGUGAAAUCGACGGCGGGCGAUACGCACCUCGGCGGCGAGGACUUCGACAACCGCCUGGUGAACUACUUCGUCGACGAGUUCAAGAGGAAGUUCAACAAGGACAUGUCGAAGAACCCGCGCGCGCUGCGCCGCCUCCGGACCGCCGCCGAAAGAGCGAAACGUACGCUGAGCUCGAGCACGGAGGCUUCGUUGGAGAUCGACGCGCUGUUCGAAGGCAUCGAUUUCUAUUCGAAGAUAUCGCGCGCGCGCUUCGAGGAGCUCAACUCGGACCUGUUCAAAGGCACCCUCCAACCGGUGGAGAAGGCCCUCAACGACGCCAAAAUCUCCAAGAGUCAAAUACACGACGUCGUCCUGGUGGGCGGCUCCACCAGGAUACCCAAGAUCCAGACGCUCCUGCAGAACUACUUCAACGGCAAGACGCUGAAUCUCAGCAUCAACCCCGACGAAGCGGUGGCCUACGGAGCGGCCGUCCAAGCGGCCAUUUUGAGCGGCGACAGCAGCUCGAAGAUCCAGGACGUGCUGCUCGUCGACGUCACGCCGCUGUCGUUGGGCAUCGAGACGGCCGGCGGCGUCAUGUCGAAAAUCAUCGAUCGAAACUCCAGGAUACCGUGCAAGCAAACGCAAACCUUCACCACCUACUCGGACAACCAGCCCGCCGUCACCAUACAGGUUUUCGAAGGCGAAAGGGCCAUGACCAAGGAUAAUAAUAUCCUGGGUAAUUUCGAUUUGUGCGGCAUCCCGCCGGCGCCGCGCGGCGUCCCCAAGAUCGACGUGACCUUCGACCUGGACGCCAACGGCAUCCUGAACGUGUCGGCGCUGGAGAGCGGCACCGGCAAGUCGAAGAAGAUCACCAUCAAGAACGACAAGGGCCGGCUGUCGCAGAAGGACAUCGAACGGAUGCUGGCCGAGGCGGAGCGCUACAAGGACGAGGACGACAGGCAGAGGUCGCGCGUCGCCGCCCGGAACGGCCUGGAGAGCUACGCGUUCGGCGUGAGACAGGCGCUGGAGGACUGCGGGGGCAAGCUGAGCGCCGAGGAGCGCCGGAAGGUGCAGAACGAGUGCGAUAAUUGCAUGAGAUGGUUGGAUAAGAACUCUUCGGCGGAGCAGGACGAGUACGAGAAUAAAUUGAAGGAGAUGCAGAGGGUGUGUUCGCCGAUUAUGACGAAAUUGCAUAGGGGCGCAGGAGCUAAGGGAGGUUAUCAUAGCCACUCCGGGGACCAGGAGGGCCCCACUAUCGAGGAGGUUGAUUAAAACGGGGGAUUCGCCAGACUGUGGAGCGAAAACGCAUGAUAAAUCUGAACGCACGAGUGGAAAAUAUCAUUUUUUGUAAAAUUUUUUAGUGAAAUUCUUAGUGAACUACACUUAAAAUAGUGAGAAUAAAACGUUUGUUUCCGCUUUAGAUAAAACUUAAUAAAAAAAUGUUACCUUUUUUGCAAUUUUGUUAGCUCUGGUUUUUCUCACACUAAUCGAGGAUUUCUUGUUUUUGGAAAAUCUCGAUUUCGAACGCGCUUUUUCACCCAUACUCGAGCACUCGAUUAUAAAACUAACAAGCCAGAAAAAUAAUUAACAAUUUAUCUGUUGGAAGCUGGAAAUUCGAGACGCGCCUUUCACGCCUCAAAUCCAAUCGUGCAAUCAGUUAAUGCUCAUCCUAGUGCUGUUAAAAAUAUACAGAGUGUUGUACUAUCAACGUUGCAAUUUUUGC
This is a messenger RNA of Phyllotreta striolata, 2711 nucleotides long. Lineage: Eukaryota; Metazoa; Arthropoda; Insecta; Coleoptera; Chrysomelidae. The record is from the annotation of a GenBank genome assembly.